UAAACCGAACGUAAUUUCAAGUAAACGGGAAAUAACUGAAUGGGAUAAUGGGAAAUCUCAACACCGAUGCUGAUGUCCGAAAGUCUAGCUAGAGUUGGUUCCCCUGUCGGUUUCCCCUUUCGAUUUCCAGCUUUUGUUCCAUCUACGUCUUUCGUACUUGAAUAAUUCUGCUUUACAACUGAUAUUUAACGGGCUCUAAUUAAAUAUAAAUGAUCGCUAAUUAACAGUGUGAAGUAAUACUUAAUUCACAGUGAACAAUGCGACUUAUUUUACUCUGAAUCUAUAUAAAUAUUUAAGCAUUAUUUAUACACUGACAUAGAGCGGCUCCUUCAACAUAUUGUGAGAUCUUCAUAAAUAGGAUCGAAGACAUCAGAUGACAUUGAUUGAAGAGAAUUCUUCACUUCUGAUACAUCAUUCCCAUCAUCGUAUCAUGCUUAAAGGAAGAUGUAACCCUGUCUAUAUAAAUCUUUGAGGAAUUACUGUAAACUAUUUCUUCUGAACUGGGAUUAAUAGGAAUAUUUCUCAGCUUCACUGUGUGGAAUGUGUUGAAGAUGGUUCUGUAUUCUAAUUAAGCUUGGACAAAUUUACAUAUGAGUUCACAGCAUCUUCGGAUAGCAACAAAGAUCUGUUGAUGGAAAUACAGCAGAGACGUAUUCCUUGUGAUUAAAAAUUAUAAUAUAAAACAAGAAACAACAGCAAGACUGCAUGAUGGUAGUGCCAUACAUGGCAUGCUGACCAUCAUAUAACUUUUUUGACAUUGCAUUUUUAUUCUUCUUUUCCGUUUUACGAAUUCAGUGUGCAAGUGCAAAUUGCAUGUUCAGAGUUUUCUUUCUGGUUCCCACUCAAAACUGUUUACAGAUCACAACCGUCUCAUAAACCUGCGGCUGUGAGGAGUGAUUUGUGCUCCAAUGAUUGUAGAAAAAGGAAAUACUCCCUUAAUAUCCAUGUUUUCUGGUGAUGAAAGAAGAACGAUAGAAAAAUGAUUUUGUGAAAAACUGAGAGGAUUUAUAUUUUUUUCUUGAGAGAUGCCAAAAUUGACAGGAAAGCCAUUAUAUGACUGUGAUGUUUGUAAAAAGUCCUUCUCUCAAAAGUGUGAUCUCAAAACUCACAGACUCAUUCACACAGGAGAGAAGCCAUUUGAUUGUGAUGUCUGUGGUAAAUCCUUCCCAAAGAGUGAUGCCUUAACAAGACAUGUGCGUAUUCAUACAGGAGAGAAACCCCAUCGCUGUGAUAUCUGUGGUAAAUCCUUCUCUGUAAGUGGUGCUUUAACUAGACACAAACGUACUCACACAGGGGACAAACCGUAUCACUGUGACAGCUGUAGUAAAUCGUUUGCUGGAAGCAGUGAUUUGACUAAACACAAACGCAUUCAUACAGGCGACAAACCGUAUCACUGUGAUAUCUGUGCCAAAUCGUUUGCUGAAUGUGGGGCUUUAACGAGACACAAGCGUACUCACACAGGAGAGAAACCAUAUCACUGUGAUAUUUGUGGUAGGACAUUCUCUCAAAGCAAUUUCUUAACAAGACACAAGUGCAUUCGUAAAGGAUAGAAACCAUGUCCCUGUGAUGUCUAUGGUGAUUCAUUAUCUCUGAUUGAGCUUUUCUGAAAUUAACACAAACACAUUCAUACAGACAAGAAACCACAAUCUGUGCAGUAUUUGUGAUAGAUCCAUUCUCUUGUGGUGAUUUAGAAGAAAUGGUAAUGCCAAGAUCCAUCCGUUCAUCUUUCCUCUCUAUCUCUACCUCUGGAAGGGUUGUGGGCUUAGAGUCCUCAAUCAUCUCCUCUAUAGGGUCCUAUCUAAUCCAAUCAUCAUUAGAUUUCCUGGCAGGAUUCCCAAGAAUGACCAACUUAGUCUAUAGAUUUUAUCCAACCCUCUUCAUUUUGCUAUUGUCUUGGGUUCCUACCAUUUCUUGCAGUCCUUUCUUGUGACAUCCUAAUCAUGAGUUUAUUGAACCCGACCUAUGGCUUCUCAAUGUGGAAAAGGCGUAUCUCAAUCUGGAGAGAGUCACUCAUCUCGAAAGGAUGCACCCUGCUGAGUACUGUUACUCCAGAGAUCUUUUUGGAGUAACCCCACUUCAAUUGCUUGUAUUCAUAAUUGUGCACUUUUAGUCAUUAACCAACAUUCCUGACAUCGGGAUGGACAAGCAUGGAAACCAAGUUCAAGAUAUGUGUGCGUACACGUCAUCAUCCUUUCUCACUUUUCCAUGCUUGUGUGAAGUACAUUUUCUACGGGUGGAUGCCCUUCUCAUCACCAACCCCCAGUUUCCAAGUAAGGAAAUAUUUCCCCAUAACCAGACGUGUUCCUCACACAAGAUUGGAGACAAACCACCUUGAUUGUAUGAUGAUGGUUCUCAUUUAAAAACAGCACAUUUAUAUGGAGACAAAUGUAUACACAAACACAUAGAUAUAUUUAUACACCCAUUUUCAUGUAUAUAUAUAUAUAUAUUCAUAUAUUAUGUCGAUAAGGCUAAAAUCGAAUCUGUGUCCUCUUGAAGCACAUCUGUUCAUUUCAGUAUACCAAAUUUGUGUGUAGAUCCUUAUUUUUACAUGAGGUAUGCAUAAGAGUUGAAAAUAUUGGAAAAUAUCUUCAGCAGAGUAA
Octopus sinensis (East Asian common octopus) is the source of this 2600-nucleotide messenger RNA. RefSeq names its product zinc finger protein 506-like. NCBI's taxonomy places the organism in Eukaryota, Metazoa, Mollusca, Cephalopoda, Octopoda, Octopodidae. Gene Ontology annotation, biological process: regulation of transcription by RNA polymerase II. The record is from RefSeq and is a predicted model, not a curated record. The transcript is spliced from 2 exons. The coding region runs from base 1026 to 1550 and encodes 174 amino acids. Gene Ontology annotation, molecular function: DNA-binding transcription factor activity, RNA polymerase II-specific; RNA polymerase II cis-regulatory region sequence-specific DNA binding.